This is a messenger RNA of Odontomachus brunneus, 606 nucleotides long. RefSeq lists its product as uncharacterized. The coding region runs from base 1 to 606 and encodes 201 amino acids. The record is from RefSeq and is a predicted model, not a curated record. The transcript is spliced from 3 exons. Lineage: Eukaryota; Metazoa; Arthropoda; Insecta; Hymenoptera; Formicidae.
AUGGCACAAACAAGCACAUCCACUCACCAGAAGAGCGAGCACGUAAACAGGAUCAUGAUCCGAGCACCACCAUUUUUCCCGGAGGAACCGGAACUAUGGUUUGCUCAACUGGAAGUACAAUUUGCACUCAGUGGAAUAACCCAGGACGGGACAAAGAUAAGCUUGAAGAAGUUGCCGAACAAGCAGACAGCAUCUACGAAGUCACGUCUCGGUCAAUCAAAUGGAUCACCCAUUCCAACGUAUGGUUACAUCACUUUGGAACCGAAACUGGGACUCAGACGAAUGUUUCCUUGGCGAUUCAUUAUUGCCAACGUUUCACAUCCCAUCAUCGGAGCAGGCUUCCUGUCACACUAUCAUCUUCUACCAGACUUACAGAGGAAAAAAUUACUUGACGGGCACACGGGGUUACAAGCGCAAGAAGCGAUACGAAACGACGACAUCUUGAGCGUCAAAAUUAUCAAAGAAGCAAGCAGAUACUAUUAUCUGCUAACGGAAUUUCCGGAGUUAACUCAACUCGGAGCACCGGUAAAACCAACGCAGCACUCGACUAAACACUACAUCGAGAUAACAUCUGCUCACCGGAAGCAAGCCGCCCGCGAAGACUAA